This is a messenger RNA of Micromonas commoda, 1383 nucleotides long. RefSeq lists its product with no specific name. The transcript has a single exon. Lineage: Eukaryota; Viridiplantae; Chlorophyta; Mamiellophyceae; Mamiellales; Mamiellaceae. Gene Ontology annotation, molecular function: guanyl-nucleotide exchange factor activity. Gene Ontology annotation, cellular component: cytoplasm. Bases 1 to 1383 code for a protein of 460 amino acids. The record is from RefSeq and is a predicted model, not a curated record.
AUGAACAACUUCCCGCAGAGAGACUACGCGGACGUCUCGGAGCGCAGCGAGCUCGUGCGCCAGACCUCGCUCGCGGUCGCGAACGCUCAGAGCCCGCCCGGCGAGUGCUUCGUGUUCGGCACCGGCGAUAACGGCCAGCUCGGCAUGGGCGAGGACGUGGUGGAGCUCGCGCGACCGAGACUGCUCGACACCAUCCCGGGCGUCAACGCCGCAUCCGUGAUCAAGAUAUGCUGCGGCGGGAUGCACACCCUCGCCGUGUGCCAGGGCGGGCUGAUGUACUCCUGGGGGGUCAACGACGAAGGCGCGCUCGGCCGAGUGACGAGGAAAGGCGCCGCGGACGAGGAGUCCAAGCCGGGCCUGGUGACGCUCCCGUCAAACGCCGGCGGCGUGGUGGACGUCAGCACGGGGGACUCGCACGUCGCCGUCGUCACCUCCACCGGCGCCAUCGUGGCGUGGGGCUGCUUUCGGAACUCCAGCGGCCAGUGGGCGUUCACCGCGGGGGAGAAGAUCUGCAAAACGCCGACGGUGGUGUACUCGCCGGACGGCUCGCAGGGAUCCUACGCGACAAACGUCGCGUCCGGGACGGAUCACGUGCUGGCGCUGACGCGUCGCGGCGACGUCUACUCGUGGGGAUGUCCCGAGAAGGGCAGGCUCGGGCGGGUGAAUGCGGAUUUAGCGGACGACGCCGAGGCGCGGGGGCCGGAGAAAACGAAACCGCUCGUCACCCCGGCGAAAGUGCCGAACAUAACGGCCGUCGUGACCGCCGUCGUGGCGGGCGAUAACCACUCGUUCGCCAUCUGCGCCGGCGACGACGUCGUGUACGCGUGGGGGCUCAACUCGUACGGCCAGACGGGUUUGCCGUACGACCCCGCGAAUCCGGGGUCGACGCAGACGAGUUAUUUUCCCGUCGCCGUUCCGUCGCUGCGAGGGCUCGGGAUCGCGAGCGGCGACGGCGGCUCGACGCACACGACGAUGCUCACGAGGGACGGGAAGGUGUACACGUUCGGGCGGCCCGCGUACGGCAGGUUGGGUCAGCUCGGGAUCGACCCGCGAGACGACGAACCGAAACCCACGCCCGGGUUGGUGCACGGGCUGGACGGAUCCAAGGUUAAGAUUGUCUCCGUCGCCGCCGGCGGCUCCGGGAGCAACGCGGCGGUCACCGCGGACGGCGAGGCGUACGUCUGGGGGUACGGCAUGGAGGGAAACCUGGGCCGCGGGGACGACUGCGACGACGCGCACGUCCCCGAGCGGCUCGUGCCGACGAGGGCGAUGGCGGGGAAGAAAAUCGUCGCGGUUUCGUUCGGGGGUCAGCACACGGCGGCGCUGUGCGUCGGAGGGCAAAACGGGGACGGUUCGCCCGGGGGCAAGCGCGCGCGGACGUGA